AUCUACCGACCUGAUCAGUUCAUGAACCCAGGCCCCGCGCCUCGUCCACCGACCGACCGACCAAAAGUCGCACUUACACCUCAGAUCUACAACACCCACAAUCUCAGCGGCGUGAACAACGGCUCUGCCAAUCCGAUCAGCUCAUCCACACCAACGCUCGGCCGAUCAGAGACGAGCAAUGGAGAGUUCACCGUCGUCAAAGAUGGCUGGGCAAAGGUCAAAGAGGAGGGAGGUGGAUUCAUGAAGGCAUUCUGGACCGACCGCUUCCUCGUCCUGCGCGAGAAACAGCUGGAUUUUCUCAAAUCAGCCACAAGCAGCAAGACCGCCAACACAAUCCUCCUCCGCGACGUGUCCCACAUCACACGCUCGGACAACUACCCUUUCAGUGUGGAGCUCACUCGAGAAGGGAACAAGAUGUGGAUUCUGAAGUUUGACACCGACACUGAAGUCUACAACUGGAUGGACAGCAUAUACGACCGAUGCCCUAGCAUGGGCGGCGUAUCGCACCCGACGGGAUUCUCACAUCGUGUCCAUGUCGGCUUCGAUCCUGUCACGGGAGGCUUCGUCGGUCUGCCAGUGGAGUGGGAACGCCUUCUCAAGGGCUCUGCUCUGACCAAAGACGACAUGGCGAAGAACCCGCAGGCUGUCAUGGAGGUCCUGCAGUUCUACACAGACAAGCUCGCCACGCGCCAAGAUGAGCCGAAGAUGUUCGCGCAAACCCCCGGCGGCGACAGCAAUAGAGAGAAGCAGCUUGGCUACUCAACAGGACACAGCGUCGCUCCACCACGACCUCAGCCACCGUUCGGCCGACAGGAGAGCUACAGGUCACCUGGAAGUGCAUCGGGCAGCGCGCACGGACGAGACCAGUCUAGCGAUAGAUAUGGUGGACAAAAGACUUCGCCCCAAGCCGAGGAAGAGCGUCGUAAGAGGCAGGAGGAGAGCAGGCGGCGCGAAGAGGUAGAACAGAGACACGAGGACGAACGCAGGACACGUCAAGAGCAAGAGGAUCGCGAAUACAACGACUCCAUCCCCAAGUCCAAAGUGCCUCUUGCGAAGCAGGAGAUUGGUGGUGGUUUCGUUGGCGAAUCUGCAUCGAGGGACGCCAGCCCAAGCUCGAGAUAUAACGCUUCUCGGCCUGCACCGCCCGCGCCCUCCACAAGCAAGGGCGGACAACCCGGCAGUGCGAUCCCAAUUCGAGGGUUGCAGGCGCAACGUCCUGCUCCGGCACCUCCGGGUUCCUCCAAUGGCUCUUCCACAUCUCCGUCGAAGAAGCCGGGUGCGAACGGCUCCUCGCCAUAUGCUGUGAAGCAGCCUCCUGGUCAGUCACAGCCAAGGAGAGAAGAUCAGAAGCCACAGACUGCCGGCCCUACACAUGGCGCAUCGCCCAGUCAGGGGCAAGUGAAGCCACUCAACGUCGCAACCAAAUCUCCCACAGGCGCACCAAAAGAUGCAGCCAUCAAGCAGGCCGAGGCGGCGCUUACCAAGAAAGAUCCCACCGAGAAGCAGAAGGAAGUUCGCAUGAGUGCCAUGUCCGAUGCACAAGUGAUGGACCGCCUUCGCUCAGUCGUGACCCUAUCCAACCCUCUUGAGAGCUAUAACAAGCAGAAGAAGAUUGGCCAGGGUGCUUCAGGCUCCGUCUACGUGGCUCGCAUCCGUGAGAGCGCUCCUAGCCAAACCGCAAAGGAUCUGAUCAAGAUGUACGGACCUCGCGCUCAAGUGGCUAUCAAGCAAAUGGAUCUUCGAUCGCAGCCACGGAAGGAGCUCAUCGUGAAUGAGAUCAUCGUCAUGAAGGAGAGCCGACACGACAACAUUGUCAACUUCUUGGAUGCCUUCCUUCAAGAGGAGACGUUCGAGCUUUGGGUCGUCAUGGAGUUUAUGGAGGGCGGUGCACUGACCGACGUCAUCGACAACAACGCCUCCAUCUCCGAAGACCAAAUCGCAACGAUUUGCUACGAGACCUGCAAGGGCCUCAUCCACCUCCACGCCCAAAACAUCAUCCAUCGCGAUAUCAAAUCCGACAACGUCCUCCUCUCCGCCCGCGGCAGCGUCAAAAUCACCGAUUUCGGCUUCUGCGCGAAGCUCACCGAACAGCGCUCCAAGCGCGCCACCAUGGUUGGCACGCCGUACUGGAUGGCGCCCGAAGUCGUCAAGCAGAAAGAGUACGGCAGCAAAGUCGACAUCUGGUCGCUCGGCAUUAUGGCAAUCGAAAUGAUCGAGUCCGAGCCGCCGUAUUUGAAUGAGGAGCCGCUCAAGGCGCUGUACUUGAUUGCGACGAACGGCACGCCGAGACUGAAGAAGCCGGAGAAGCUGAGCAAGGAGUUGAAGGCUUUCUUGAGUGUGUGUCUUUGUGUGGAUGUCAAGUCGAGAGCCACAGCGGAGGAGCUUGGACGACACGAGUUCUUGCAGCAUGGCUGCUCGCUCGCGAGUUUGAGUGAGCUUUUGCGAUUCAGAAAGGGAGGUGGGCAUUAAAUCAUCAGAGGAUGAUUUUUGUUCACAUUUCUUCUCAUACUGGAUUCUCCGGAGUUGGAGGUUUGGAGACGACCGGUCACCGUGGGUCUGCGGCAAGGUUGGCGGCGUACGGUCGAGGUCACGUGCGGUCGCCGACUAGUCCGGACCGCGAUUUUAAUGUCUUUUGCGCUCGCGCUGGCAGGGGAGGGCACGGGCCUGCAUUUUAUGAUACCACUUUCGGUUUCUUGUCACUUCACUUCCGCUGCGAGAAGGUACUUGCGGAGGAUGGAGGGCGUUUUGGGGAUAGGGAUUGCUCAGGCGGAGGUUUUUGCGCGCGUGGCGGAUUGCGUUGGGAGGAAAGAGCGAGGACUUCAGGAAAAGAAUGGAUGAUUAAGGAAAGGAAGGAUGAAGAUUCUGAGGAGGAAAAGGC
Messenger RNA from Zymoseptoria tritici IPO323, 2878 nucleotides. RefSeq names its product serine/threonine protein kinase (gene Cla4). Gene Ontology annotation, molecular function: ATP binding; protein serine/threonine kinase activity. The transcript is spliced from 2 exons. Bases 22 to 2469 code for a protein of 815 amino acids. Lineage: Eukaryota; Fungi; Ascomycota; Dothideomycetes; Mycosphaerellales; Mycosphaerellaceae. The record is from RefSeq and is a predicted model, not a curated record. Gene Ontology annotation, biological process: protein phosphorylation; intracellular signal transduction; regulation of MAPK cascade. Gene Ontology annotation, cellular component: cytoplasm.